Stegastes partitus (bicolor damselfish) is the source of this 1160-nucleotide messenger RNA. RefSeq lists its product as uncharacterized. NCBI's taxonomy places the organism in Eukaryota, Metazoa, Chordata, Actinopteri, Pomacentridae. Bases 104 to 952 code for a protein of 282 amino acids. The record is from RefSeq and is a predicted model, not a curated record. The transcript has 5 exons.
GUUGUUGCAGGCGGCUGCUGUCAGUCAGUGUCAGAGCUGGUGAGAAAACAUCGAGGAAAUCAGAUUUUUUCACCGCGUUAAGGCAAAUAUGUGAGGCUCCCACAUGGAGGCCGAUCAGGUCCUCGGAGGUCACCCGGAGGAGGCGGGAGGCGACGACGAGGCCAUGCUGUGGUCCAUCCAGGAGGCUCUGGAGAGGCAGACCCUCCAGAUCGGAGCGUCGGCCUGCGGCGCCACGGCGGUGGUGGACGUGCUCAAGGCCCUCGGCGUGGACGUUCCCCCGGAGGAGGCCGACCGCUGCGUCCAGACGCGCCUGAGGAGGAACGAGUCGCCGCUGCCCGACUACCUGCUGUCCCGGAGUGAAGCCGGCGCGACUCACGCUCAGCUCAUCCGGGGAGCGGAGGAGGCCGGCGACGGGAAGGUGGCGGGUCGCUUCUUCCACCUCCACCCUCGACGGCGGGUCCGGCUGGUCGCCUGGCUCGCGGGCUGGAUCCGGAGAGGCGCCGUCCCCGUGGCGACCAUGAACAUGCAGCUGGCCGUCCCCGAAGGCGAGGAGGUGCCCGACGCCUGGCACCACCAGCUCGUGUUCGGAGUGGCAGCCAACGCCGUUUUCAUGACCAACCCUUUAGAUGUAGUGAGCGAGGCCGAGAUGCACCAGCGCCUCUGCAGCGAGUCGGUGCUGCUGGUUCGUCGGGAAGACGUGCUGCAGCGCCUGACGCCCGACUGCAGCCUGUCCGACGUCUCGGGGGGCCAGUCGGACCCUCGAUGGGAAGCUCUGGAUGUCGAAGGUCAGGUGAGGAAGAUGGUUCUAGAAGAAGAGCAGGAAUCGGAUCAACCCAAGACGACACACAUCACCAUCCCGGCGGCGUACAGCUCCGGCGUCACGCUCUUCGCCUUGCGACAGUCAGAGCUGGGGCAGGAACUCCUGGCUGCUCCUGAGCUCCCGUUGUUGUGACCACGCAGGGACCUGAGGCUUGAAGACUUAUUUAUUGUGAUGGAAGAAAUGAAUCGUGGGACACUUUGUUGGGAUCAGCAGAUAUCAGUCCAGGCUCUAAUGGACGAGAUGUGAAGCAGGAUGAACAGACAGCGGCUGCUUCAUGAUCUGUCACCACUUUGAGAAGCUGUUUAAUCACAUUUUAAGACAUAAACAACUUCCUCCAUGA